UUUUCUUCGCUAGUGUCAUUCUCCUCUCAGACGGCUUUAUUCACUUUAUCAAUUUUGCGAAUUUUGCGAAUUUGUACAACCCACCCCCAACCCCUAGUUACCUAAAAUUCUAUAUUUGAGACAUAUACAGCAACGGAAUUAGGCUAAUAGUUCUUUUGGGCUUUCUUCAACUUUGGGUAGGGAUAAUUAAUAACUGGGAAAAAGUGCAAGCGGUCUACUCUAGUGUAAAGUCAAAGAGGUUGAAAAAUGGCGUUGAACAAUUUAUUCGGUGGGAGGAGUCGCGCUUCAAACCAGGCCAAAAAUGUGGUUGAAUUUCGAGCAGGGAAAAUGACUUUGAAGGGAAGCAUGGUGUUUCCAGACAAGAGGAAAGGUCAAGUCUAUGUCUAUCAAUCUGAAGAUGGGCUUACCCAUUUUUGUUGGAAAGAUAGAACUUCGGGCGUCGUGGAAGACGAUUUAAUCAUCUUUCCAGAGGAUGCGAGCUUCUCCAAAGUGACUCAAUGCAAGGAAGAUUCAAGAGUAUUUCUCCUCAAGUUUAAGAAUUCUUCAAGGAAACUUUUCUACUGGAUGCAAGAGCCUAAGGUUGACGUCGAUACGGACCUUGUUUGGAAAGUAAAUGACGCCAUUAACAAUCCUGGUGGAUCAGGUAGUAGCCGUGCUGGAGGGACAAAUAGUUCAUCGGCAACGACAUCUGAACAAGAGAUGCACACUUUGCUACAAAGCAUGUCGCAAAGUCAGCUCAUGCAACUUCUGGGGGGUAUGAAUGAUUUGGAAGGAGCGUCAAGUCUGCUUUCGCAAAUGGGGUUGGGACAAUUGGGAGGAUCUUCUGCUCCCGGUGGAGAAAGUCGGUCUAGCGGUGGGGGUAGUGCUGGUUCCACUGUUACAAGCAACUCAACUGCACCCACUGCACCAUCCACGACCACAAGCAGCAAAAAAGAGGACACCUCAUCUGCGUCCUCAAAAUCAGGAGCAUCUAGUUCUUCCAAACCCCCAGUUCAGCUUCAUCAACUGCAAAAGAUUCUUAGUGGCAUGCAGCAAUUGCCUGCUUCAGUUGAUCUUGCAGCUGGCGUGAGCAGUGACUUUGUGAAACGGAUAACCUCAUGUCCAACAACUGUCCAAAAAUUAACCCCGUUGCUUCCAAAGUUUGGAUUCUCCGAGGUUGUUGAUUCUGCCAAAGACCAAGAGUCCGAUUCUAAAAAUGUCGUGGAUACGCUUAUCAGUCCAGCGUUCCAACAUGCUUUGAGCUCGUUUUGUUCAGCCUUUCCCUCCGGUCAAUUAGGACCCUUGGUGGAGCAGUUCCAGUUUGGGAAAGAUGCAAUUCAAGCUGCUCAAUCUGGAAACCUUGAAGCCUUUCUAACCGCGAUUCAAAAAGAAGCGGAUAAUAAAACCCAAGAACCUCCUGUUGAAAAACCUGAAGACAUGAAUGUAGACUGAUGACAUCUGUCCAGUGUAAGGAAUCGUCACGUUCACCUUCCACGUAUCAAUUAUUAAUUAGUUUUGAAUCACUUCACACCCCUUAAUGCUUAAUAAUAUCCUCUCCCUUUGUAAAAAUUAUGCAAUUUGCUACAAUUUGGAAAAUUAAAUAUCACAAAUAUUUGCAUUUA
Molecule: messenger RNA, 1601 nt
Organism: Folsomia candida
Lineage: Eukaryota; Metazoa; Arthropoda; Collembola; Entomobryomorpha; Isotomidae
Product: proteasomal ubiquitin receptor ADRM1
Exons: 10
Coding region: 247-1431 (394 amino acids)
Biological process (GO): ubiquitin-dependent protein catabolic process
Cellular component (GO): nucleus; cytoplasm; proteasome regulatory particle, lid subcomplex
Molecular function (GO): endopeptidase activator activity; proteasome binding; ubiquitin binding
Source: RefSeq, a predicted model, not a curated record